Molecule: messenger RNA, 795 nt
Organism: Lathyrus oleraceus (garden pea)
Lineage: Eukaryota; Viridiplantae; Streptophyta; Magnoliopsida; Fabales; Fabaceae
Exons: 3
Coding region: 1-789 (262 amino acids)
Source: RefSeq, a predicted model, not a curated record
AUGUCUCCUGCCAUUUGCUUGAUUAUGCAUAACGUGUGUUUCAUGUCAUUUGAAAACCCUGGUGAGAUAUCUUUGUGGAAUGGCUUUAUGGCAGAUUACACUAAGAAUUACAUGUACGUGGAAGUCUUAGGACUUUUUGAUAAGUUGAUGUGUUAUCCUUAUCUAAAACUUGAUAGUUAUAAUCCGCGGCGGCCAAAUAGCAGGAAGUUUGACGAAGCUCGAAGAUACUUUGGCAUGAUGAGAAGAUAUGGAUUUGAGCCGGACUCAGUUACAAUCACCACUGCUAUUUCGUUAGCAGACACGUUAAAAUCCACAACCGUUGGUUGUUUUGGAUGCUGUGUGAAACCCACACCAAUUAUUGCUGUUGAUAAGCCUGCCAAAGGACUAAAAAUUCAGGGGCAGAGUAUGAGAAAACCAACCACUUCGGAUGGAUUUUGGAGUUCAAGUCCUUGUGAUUUGGAUAACAGCACCAUUCAAUCUCAACGAAGUAUAUCUUCUGUCAGUACAUUAAAUCAAAUUCUAUAUCAAAGCAAUGGAACUUCUACUGCAGGCACCGACCCUGAAUUUGUAAACCAAGGUCUUCUUCAUUGGAAUCAAAGCAGGAAUCAGUGGGUUGGACACAGCCUGUCUGAGAAGCAAAGCCAAGAAAAACAAGAAUCCCGACUAAAUCGGAAUGCAACUUAUGAAAGUUUGCUUGGGACUAGACAACCUUUCCCGAAGUCCGUACCUCUAUCUGAAAUGGUUGAAUUCCUAGUGGAUGUUUGGGAGCGUGAAGGAAUGUAUGGUUGAGAUUGA